GGGUUGAACCCGGGUCUCGCGCAUGCGGGCGGCAUACAAAGCAUUUGGCGGGUUUUUCCGGGCUGCUCAGCUCUAAUCCCGUCUUGAGAUGUUCAGUGGUGGCUUUUAGGAAGCUGGACGUUCUCCCCAGGAGAACGACUUCUCAAGAUUUCUGCUCUCUUCCUUCAGGCGUUUGGGGGCUUCAAGAAAAAGAAAACGUGUUUCUCCGUGACUGACGGCUGGGGCCUUCCGACGGCCUGAGGUCUUGGGCCAUUUGGUCACUCUCCGUCUCGGUCCCUCGGAGGGUGAAAGGAUCAGAGGGAGCUCGUCCUGCUCAUCGAUCUCCACGCCUGUGGGUUUCUUGGCGUCAGGUCGGAGCUGGGUGGGCCCGGCCCCGGCCCUCCUCCUGGGUCAUCAUGGCCGUGUCCGCCCAGCUCUUGGUGGAGGAGUUGGAGAUCUUCGGCCUAGAAUGCGAGGAGGCUCUGGUUGAGAAGUUGAUAGAGCUGUGUGUUCUGUAUGGACAGAAUGAGGAGGGAAUGGCUGGCGAGCUUAUAGCCUUCUGCACCAGCACACGUAAAGACUGCCUCACCUCAGAGACCCUAAACUCUUUUGAGCACGAGUUUCUGAGCAAAAGAUUGUCCAAAGCCAGGCUCAGUGCCUCCAAGGACAGUGGGCAUGCGGGAGCCAGAGACAUCGUUUCCAUACAAGAGCUAAUUGAAGUGGAGGAGGAAGAGGAGACCCUCUUGAAUGCUUACACCACACCCUCUAAGGGUUCUCAGAAGCGAGCUAUCACCACUCCGGAAACCCCCCUCACAAAAAGGAGUGUGUCUACUCGAAGCCCCCAUCAGCUCCUGUCACCAUCAAGUUUCUCUCCAAGUGCUACUCCCUCUCAGAAAUACAGCUCGAGAAGUAACCGAGGAGAAGUGGUUACCUCCUUUGGCUCAGCACAGGUGAUGUCUUGGUCCGGGAGAGAAGGAGCCAGUAACAUCAGCGUGAAGGUCUUGGGGUAUCCAGAGCCACUAACUGGGAGCUACAAAUCCAUGUUUCAGAAGCUCCCAGACAUUCGAGAAGUUCUGACCUGUAAGAUAGAAGAACUUGGCAGUGAGCUCAAGGAGCAUUACAAGAUUGAGGCUUUUACUCCUGUUCUAGUCACAGCACAAGAGCCCGUCACCCUGCUGGGCCAGAUUGGCUGUGACAGCAACGGGAAGCUGAACCACAAGUCGGUGAUUCUUGAGGGAGAUCGGGAGCAUUCCUCAGGCGCUCAGAUUCCAGUGGAUCUAUCUGAGCUCAAAGAGUAUUCUCUGUUUCCUGGACAGGUUGUGGUUAUGGAAGGAAUCAACACCACUGGUAGAAAACUUGUUGCCACCAGACUCUACGAGGGCGUGCCACUUCCGUUCCAUCAGCCCACUGAAGAGGAUGGAGAUUCUGAGCAAAUCAUGGUCCUGGUGGCCUGUGGGCCAUACACCACAUCUGACAGCAUCACGUUUGACCCCCUGCUCGACCUGAUCACCAUCAUCAACCGUGACCAGCCCAACGUCUGCAUCCUGUUUGGACCUUUCCUGGAUGCUAAGCAUGAACAGGUAGAGAGCUGUCUACUGACAAGCCCAUUUGAAGAAGUUUUCAAGCAAUGUCUACGAACGAUUAUCGAAGGGACACGAAGUAGCUCCGGCUCACACCUCAUCUUCGUCCCAUCAUUGAGAGACGUGCACCACGAGCCCGUGUACCCACAGCCGCCCUUCAGCUGCUCCGACCUGCCUCGGGAGGACAAAAAGCGAGUGCAGUUUGUGUCCGAGCCCUGCACGCUCUCCAUAAAUGGAACGAUCUUUGGCUUGACAUCCACCGAUCUGCUGCUCCACAUGGGGGCUGAGGAGAUCAGUAGUUCUUCCGGAACUUCAGACAGGUUCAGCCGAAUACUCAAGCACAUCCUGACGCAGCGGAGCUACUACCCGCUCUACCCUCCCCAGGAGGACAUGGCCAUUGACUAUGAGAAUUUCUAUGCCUAUGCACAGCUGCCCGUCACCCCCGAUGUCUUCAUAGUCCCUUCAGAGCUGAGAUACUUUGUGAAGGACAUCCUUGGCUGCGUCUGUGUGAAUCCCGGGCGCCUCACCAAAGGGCAGGUGGGGGGCACCUUCGGCCGACUCUACCUUAGGAGGCGGGCCGCGGGCGCCGAGGGCAGGCGGAGCCCAUGUACUGCUGCCCAGGUGGUCAGGAUCUGAGUCUCGGUCCUGUGUCAUCCCCCCGUCGUGCGGGCCUCCCAGACACUGAGAGCCCGGGAGUAGACCUCUGCCAAGAUCCCACCCGUGGAAGGAGAGGGGGCAGCCAGCUGGGGAGGACGGGGCUGCGGGCAGGGGGGCCCAGCGGGAAGACCUUGGGCAGCUGGACCCCUACUCCGCGUCGAGCUUCUCUGGAAGAAGCUGUUGUUUCUUCAUGGACACUAGGAGCCCAGCGAGAACUGGCCGUGGACGCGGUGCGCUCGGGAAGGUCAAGGCUUUGCGAUUUCCUACUGAGUCAGACAUAGAAACAACUUUUGGAGAUAUGAAAGUAAAUUCUGUGGCUUCUGAGUUUAA
Orcinus orca (killer whale) is the source of this 2546-nucleotide messenger RNA. It is a transcript of the gene POLA2, whose product is annotated as DNA polymerase alpha 2, accessory subunit. Gene Ontology annotation, cellular component: alpha DNA polymerase:primase complex. Gene Ontology annotation, biological process: DNA replication initiation; DNA replication. Gene Ontology annotation, molecular function: DNA binding. The coding region runs from base 396 to 2195 and encodes 599 amino acids. The record is from RefSeq and is a predicted model, not a curated record. Lineage: Eukaryota; Metazoa; Chordata; Mammalia; Artiodactyla; Delphinidae. The transcript has 18 exons.